This is a messenger RNA of Fimicolochytrium jonesii, 849 nucleotides long. RefSeq lists its product as uncharacterized. The transcript is spliced from 2 exons. The coding region runs from base 145 to 783 and encodes 212 amino acids. The record is from RefSeq and is a predicted model, not a curated record. Lineage: Eukaryota; Fungi; Chytridiomycota; Chytridiomycetes; Spizellomycetales; Powellomycetaceae.
CGCCCGCCCGUUUGAAAGAGACGCGUAGGGGUUCAACGAUUAAGGGUCGCGCACGGUGGCAGUGCAUUUACUAAUUACCACUGUCGACACCCACUCGAACUUGUUCCUCACAUAUAUACAUCAACCCAUAUACAAGAAGCGACAAUGACAACAGGAGCACAGAAACAAGCGAGGCGAGCACGCCUAUGCAAAAAGAUGCGGAGGACGAUCGCCGGCCGGGCCGCGGUGAAGUCCUUACAACGCGAGCUCGAAAAACAACGAGCCAGAUCCAAGCAAGCUUUGGAGCGGCACGUAGCACGCACCGCAGCUAGCACCACCACCACCCCGUUCCACAUAGCCCCGUGCUCUGACGGUAUCCACCAUCUUUCAAUACCGCGCAGUAGAACCAAUACAAUGACAACUACCGCUCAAAGAAAAGCGAAGAGAGAACGAAUGUUCAAGAAAACGAAAGUCAGAACCGCGCUGCCGUUUUUGCGACGGAAGCUGCAGAAGGAACGAACGGCGUCAAAGCUAGCUUGGGAGCAACACCAAGCAGGCAUCCCAACCGCAAACGCCACCACCACCACCACCACCACCACCAACCCCACCACAACCACUGCCACUUCCACGACUGGCGAGGGAGCUCCCCGUACGCCCACAUCCUGUCAUAAGCACCUCAGCCGACUUGCGUCAAUAUUGAAGGAUAGAAGGAGUCAGCGACGCAACUACCAAUAUCCACAUCCCCCAAUCAUGAUUCACAUCCACACCACUCAAACAAUCAUGGGCAAGAAAGGCCGGCGCUAAAGUCCGAGGCAGGGUCAAAGUAUUCCGAUGCCGCCCUGUCCACCGAGUCCCAAGCCGCCAACAGAG